AUGACAAUACCGCCGAAUAAUUUCAAUUUCACACUUCUGGACGAAGGAGAAAUGAGGAGGCUGCUUGGAUACGAGUCGAAAUCCAAACGCCUUCCCAUAUGCGGAACUUUAGGGAAGAAGUGCUAUGCUACCGCGAAUGAGGGAGGAAGUCUGUAUAGACUAUUUCCAAGUAGAAUGGAAUAUAUCGCAUAUUUUCUAAAUUACUACUUCAGCAGUGACAACACCAUUCAAGAUAGGAGAAUGCGACCCGCCCUGAUCGAAUAUUCGGGGUUGUCCGUGGUAGAGCUAUUGGAUUUUGGUCGUUUGAGGCUGGUUAAUACGCAACUUUGGGAGAUUAUCAGUGCCAUCACAACUCGUCUGCCUCAUUUGAAAUUCGAUAUAAACAAAUCGGUGGGACUUUAUGUCUGUCGAAAAGAUAAAUAUUACGCCAUCGAUGCCACCAUCGAAGAGUUAUUGGCUCGAGUGCAUUAA
Molecule: messenger RNA, 471 nt
Organism: Rodentolepis nana
Lineage: Eukaryota; Metazoa; Platyhelminthes; Cestoda; Cyclophyllidea; Hymenolepididae
Source: the annotation of a GenBank genome assembly